CCAUGAAUCUGGUGCCAGCUACAUGAGUACCAUGGCAGAGCUCGUGUUCACCAUGAAGGACUGCCUUGCCGACAUCAAUGAAAAUUCUUACAACAACUUCAUGCUUCGUGUUGGGCUCAAUAUUGGUCCUGUAGUAGCAGGAGUGAUUGGAGCCCGCAAGCCACAGUAUGACAUCUGGGGCAACACGGUCAACGUGGCCAGUCGCAUGGACUCUACGGGCCUGCCCAACCACACUCAGGUGACCGAGGAAGUCUACCAGUUGCUUCGAGACGGACCCUACGUGUUCCAGUGCCGUGGUAAAGUCAAGGUGAAGGGCAAAGGAGAAAUGACAACCUACUUUCUGAUCGACCGCAAGACUCGCUGCUCGCCACCCAGUCCAAGGGAGAGGGGUGCCUCCGGUGGCCAAUCCAGCUCAAUGCCUCAGCAGGAGGAGAAGAAUAGCCUCUCCGGAAGCCUGCCUCCACCUCUGAGCUCAAACUCACUCCAGCUGAGAAGAGAAAGUGGGUCCACUCCUAACAGCUGGGCAGGGCAGCACCAAAAGACAGCUCCACUGGCACCUCAUGAUGAUGUUUUACCAUACACCCAGCCCAAGCCCAUCAUAGUGUCAAACACCCCUCCACAUGGGUCUAGAUCGAGAGUGAAAACCGGAGUGUCUUCCAAACCAGAGUCCCUCACACGUGGUGACCCUUGGGAGAGCUUGAAACAAAUACGAGUGCCUCCUCCCUCGCUACCUGGUGACCAAAGUGAGGCUGCACUGACUGACGACUGUAGCCUCGAUCCUCGUUCAGAAAGUGCAAGCAGCCACCUUGACGACGGGCAUUCUAGCAGCGGUAGCCUCAUUGAGGAAAGUCACUGUUUAAAUGACCAUCCGCCAUCACCGCAUGGGAGCUUGUCGGGUCCCGGCUUUCCCUUGCUAUUGUUAAAAAAUUCAAGCUGUCCCCAAGCAAACUGUAUGUACCCAUACUCUCAGUCUAUGGGAGACUAUGAGGCAAGUCCCGGUAUCAUUGGCCCAGGUCUCCCACAAGUUGGUCACUCUCCUAGCCACAAUGUCAGACAGCCAUAUGACGGCAAGUUUAGUCACACAAUGCCUGAAGCAGCAGCUCCAAACACAAGACACAAUCCCGAGCCGGCAGUGUACUUCGCAAACUCUUCAGGAUCACGUAAACGAACUCAUGAAGAGACAGUUAGCAGUGCUGUGACAGUGCCUCCGGUUGACUCCCCAGAGCAGGUGCCUCGUAAGCAGCUCUGCAACUCGAGUCCGGCAUCACAGAGACUUGUCUGGGAGCACGGCAAGGCCAGGCCUCCACUCCUGACUGUACGUCACGACGCUGACGAGUUGGCCAUUGAAGACUAUCAGGAGAACGGGAAUUGCUGUGUGGCAGCCCAGCCGAGAUAUGCCAUGAGCGACAUCCUCAACGGAAACUCCCAGCGCAUUCUCAUGAGGCUUGGCGAGGACUCCACGGGCAUUGCGCUUCGACUGGCCGAGGCAGGGCCACCCUCUCGGCGGACCACUUUUGCACCUCGACUCGCGAAGCAGCUGGAGCAAUGACGGUUCGAGCGAGGCAGACGAGGAAGGAGCUCCGCUGAUGGACAAUCACGGUGGUGGCUACACGACAGACGACGCGUCACUCGCCAAUGACCAAGGACUAACAGACGCAGAGGGGGCCCUUAGUGACCUCAACUCCCUCCUCAAUGACGCGGGCCACGAAGGGGAUGACACGAGCAUCUCUUCACGGGCCAGCAGCCGCUUGCUCAGCAUUGACUCACUCAGUGUUACUUAUGACUCGGAGUAUGACAACUAUGGAGUUGGUUUCAAUGGUGCCAUGGGCCGCACUGAGGACCUGAGGUCGCUCACAGACUGUAUAGCUCGCAAUUUCGGCCAUUGCGUGAGUGACAACGAAGACAGUGACGUGCUUGCCUAAUACUGUUUUUCUCCAGCCCUGCUUUGCACACAAAUAGCCUAAUCGAUGACAACUGCAUUAUCUUUCUGGCUCCUUUGAAAAAAAAAAAAAAAAGACUCGUGUGUCGAUACACUCAGUAUAAACGCACAUCUUCAUUUGUUUAAUUUUGCCACAGCUAUUGCUGGUAGUCACAUGUUUUGACCUUCCGUAGUGUUCACUUCUCAUGAUACGUUUGAUUGUCUGGAAGACAGACUUAUCACCAUGGGUGCACAAUAGAGUGAAUGAGAGGUAUGGCCACAAGACAUAAUUCACUAUGAUGUGUUAGUAAAAUACAGAGAACCAACACCUGCCAAAUUACAUAGGGCAAGGGUAUACUAGCAUGAUUACAUGCUACUGUUUUAUUCUUUUUCAACAGUGUCGUUAUGCCUUCGAGAGUUUCUCUGAGAGGUAGAUUAGAGGAAAUUAAAAAGUGUAAGCUCCAGCAGAAAAUUUUUUACUUACUGGUCAUUUGAUUACAAUCUGUAAGAUGGGCAAGAUUGAAUGGUAGCAUGGACAAUGGUGCGAAAUAUGGAUGGUACAUAGUUUUAGUGCUAUGUUCCUGCUUUGUAUCUAUGAAGUUGCUUGACAAUUUCGUAUACUCUAAGUGGUAGCUGCAGCUUGAACUCGUUUUAUUAUGCUCUUAAACAUCACCGAGUGGAAUUAUACAUGUAUGUGUCUGCUGUAGUACACUUGGAAAUACUUCAUUUCAAUGCAGUUUGUUACCAACCAAAUGCAGUUUGUUGGUUAGCCUGCUGCCCGGUCAGCUUUUCUAAGAGGCUGAUUCUUCUGGAUAACCAAGCUGUGGCUGUAAAUGGGCUCCUCUUUAUUUCUUGCCGCACUAAAAACACUUGCUUUAUUUUUUAUGGAAGUGGGUGUGGAUGCUUUUGUGAGGAGUGGGUGUAGUUUUCAUUUAUUGUAAAAUGAUUGUAUCUUAACAUGUGUCUGUGCAUAGACACACUGAAUAUACUUAUAAGAGGCACGAUCCGGGCCAAUCGCCUCAUGAAAGCUGCACUUUAUUAUUAACAUUAACAACUUUCAUAAGAUUAUUGCGGUUGAAAUCACCCAGUAAUCGUUGAAGGGAGCAUGUGUGAAUUGAUUGCAUUACCGGUUAACAAAAAGCUCUUCUCUCUCACUGUGCUCUCAUGACACGCUUCAACGUUUGUCUGCUCAUAACAAAUGAUCGCCAGUAAAUAUAAGCUCACCAACAGGCAGGAAAAAAAGUAGAGACGUCUAUUUCUUUAAUGUCCGAACGCAAACGCUGUCAAACUUGCGUACACAGCUUGAAUCUUGAAACAGCAAUGUGCAGAAGUGCCUUAUAGUUCCUUGUGCUAAUAGUCAGUGGUAUUAUCAGCAACAGUAGGUUUAGCGGGCACCGCACCUCGGGUCGUGUUUCACAUACACGUAGAAUAAAUGUGCCACACAGGACCAACAUAGUAAACUUGACUCACUUCAUGUCCGCGUCAAUGCAUAUUCAAGCAUAUCUGUGUUGUGACUUAGUGCACUGGUGCAGCCCCAGUGAUAGGAUGUAUAUCUUUUAAGUGCAUACAGAAUCUACAUUCAACCUCGGUGUUCUUUGCACCUCAUCUCACUGAUAAUGCCACCGGGUGUCGGCUGAAAGUGCGGAAGUACUGCCGGCUGUGUGCUUGUGCAUAGGUGUUAAUGUUACUGAUGACUGCAGUAUUUCUGACCUCACAGAUUGCAUGGUUGCAGCUAACAACCUACAAUGUUGCAGUUGUCAUAGAGAGCAGAGAACAAGCGAGGACUACCUGUUUAUUUCCUCCUCAUCACCUUUGAUGAUACUUUAGUGUGUUCUUGUUUUACCCCAAGGAGGUGCAUAAAAGAUGUCGUGAGGCACUCGCAUGUCACUACAGUGGGAGUCUGUCGCUGCAUUUCAUUGUCUGUACGAUAUACAAUCUUGAAACAAGGCUGAGUUGUCAUAGACUCUAAGUGCAUGUAUUAAUCCCCUGUAUGCUACACUGAACCCACUACAUGAUUGUUCAGGGUGUUUGAGGUGUUGCAUCAAAUGUAUCUCUGUUAUCCAGGUUUCAGUGGAAGUGGCCAUCCUAUUUGGCAUGGCACAAGCACAAUGUGUAGUCUACAGUUACACAGGUAGGAACAGUUACAAUUCAUUACCACCUUUUCUGCCAUGUAUUUUUCAAUAGUAUACACUGGCUUGCUGUUAAACUAGUCAUAGCAAAGACUUGAAUGUAGCCAAUUACAAAUACUAACUCACUUGCAGGGUAAUUGCAGUUGAAGUAAAGCUCAAGCCUUAAUCUUUACACACAGCACAAACAAAACAGACACAGAAAAAGAAGUAUCGUAACACAAGCACUGACUCAUAUGUGCAAAGAUGCAGAUGUACAGACUCACCCAAUUAGCUACCAUACUUCGAGCCUUAAUUCCAGCUUUGUAUCCACAAUAGUAGCAUUAGCUUGUUACAACAGAUACAGUUUUCAAAUCACGUUUUUUUUUUAGAACUACAGAGUGGUAGUAAGCUUGAAUUAUGUGCAAUUUUUCAUGGUAAUAUAUAAUAAUGCCAGAGAAUGAGAACGCACAUUUAACUUAAAAGAGUGCAGCCAUGAGCUAGCGUAUACCCCAUGACAUGCUCUUCACUCACCCGUCUUCUGAAAGCAUUCACACCUGAACUUUUUGUCUAGCAUUUUUUCAUUCCCAGAGGUUACUGUCAACAUUGUAAGGAGACUUGUUUGAUAGGUCAAAGGAGCAUUUUGUAAAAACUUUUCAUUGCAUUAUGCAGUGCUAACGCUCCUUCCAUCAAGCUAAAGGGCACAUCAUACCUUAAAAACUGAAUUUGGACUUUCAAUGUGCACUGAUAAGAACUUGCCAAGCAUUAUUUGUUGAAGAUGUCAUUUACAGCACAAUGGUUCAAAUGUGUGGGCCCUUGGUGGCCUCUGCGAUGAAAUUAAGGAUUCAUAUGCUUGCAAAUCUGAGCAUGUACAGCUUUUCUAAACUGUGAAUUCUAGCAGCACUGUGGCUCUUCUCAAGCACUGGCCAUUUGCCACUGCUUGAAGUACAGCGUGACAAAAGUUAUGCCAUUCCACAAGCAGUGGAAUGCAAACUAGCCCAUUCCUUGCUAUUUGUCACUUCUCAUGAGAAUGUGCUUGAUGCUUCUCACCUAUAAGCUAGUGUAAUUUGUUUGCAAAAUGCCACGAUCAUGCUGAAGCAUUUCAUCUGGGCCAAAGCCUCUCCCAUCCCCCUGCCAGUGCUAGGCUAGUUGAUAGGCUGUUAUGCUGUGCUGUAUCUCAAUCACAGGGAACUCCAGGGUACACUACUCUAAUAUGAAGGGUCGGCCACUGGGCAAGGAAGGCUCAAAUAGGAGCGCUGAACUGGAAAAUCGGCAUCCACAUGAACGUAGUAUUAAGUUGCAAGAACCUAUGCAGUUUUUUCGGAAAGGAAGCUUCACAGCUGAUGCGAUAUAAGGGAUUAAAGCCAGCAUUGCUUGUCUUUUGUGGCCAGUUCAUUGCAACAACUGAGCUAAGUGGGAGUUUAGUAAGCAGUAAAGUGAUGGCAACCUAAUUUGAAGCAUGAGAACACUGAAUACGCAAAAUUAUUCAGCGGACAUGCAUAGGGAAGAGGGAUCUUUAUGGACCCUUUUCGUAUCUGCAAGGCUGGCUCUCCUACUAGCCAGAUUGAUGUUCUGUAAUUAUGGCAUGGCCACUUUUGCAUUUAGCACAUACGAACACAAUUUGAGCACCAAGGAAGUAUUAAAUGUGGCUUUUGUGGUGUGAAA
Molecule: messenger RNA, 5688 nt
Organism: Rhipicephalus sanguineus (brown dog tick)
Lineage: Eukaryota; Metazoa; Arthropoda; Arachnida; Ixodida; Ixodidae
Exons: 3
Coding region: 23-1549 (508 amino acids)
Biological process (GO): adenylate cyclase-activating G protein-coupled receptor signaling pathway; cAMP biosynthetic process; intracellular signal transduction
Molecular function (GO): adenylate cyclase activity
Source: RefSeq, a predicted model, not a curated record